This is a messenger RNA of Podarcis raffonei (Aeolian wall lizard), 4013 nucleotides long. It is a transcript of the gene IDUA, whose product is annotated as alpha-L-iduronidase. Gene Ontology annotation, molecular function: L-iduronidase activity. Bases 1096 to 2808 code for a protein of 570 amino acids. The transcript has 13 exons. Lineage: Eukaryota; Metazoa; Chordata; Lepidosauria; Squamata; Lacertidae. Gene Ontology annotation, biological process: carbohydrate metabolic process. The record is from RefSeq and is a predicted model, not a curated record.
GGAUGGGAGUGGAGCAUGGUAGCAUCUGGAGUUUUCUGACUUUUCAGACCCUUGUACUGGUUGCCUGAGAUCACACCAUUUUUGAGAGGCCACUUAGAUAAAUGUUUCUCAAACUUGGGUCCCCAGCUGCAACUCCCAUCAUCCCUGACCGCUGGUCCUACUAGCUAGGGAUGAUGGGAGUUGUAGUCCAACAACAGCUGUUUGAGAAACACUGACUUGGAUGCUAGCUGGCUGGCAACCCUAAGGCAUUGACAUUGCUUAAUAUAGUACAAUCGAGGGGAAAUGUGUCUGGAAGUUAUUAUAUAGCAGUCCUGGAGUUCAUGGCUCCCAGCUUUUUAAAACCUGCCAGCUCUCGCCUAAAGAGCAGGGGAAGUUGAACAUUUAAGUUGGCUAGCACUUGUCCUACUUGGGCUGGAUGCUGGACCCCGCAGAGAAGGCAACAAGGUCAGGGGUUGGUGUACCUUGGAUAGCUCUGACAGAAGCUGAGAGUUGACUCAGCCUUUUAAAGAUUCUGGUUCUAGGCUACCUUGCUCAGGUGCCACUCCCUGGUGGCUAACUUUAGGUUCUUAAAGGGCCAACCCUCUGAUCAGAGGAUGGGCACUCCUGCUGGCAUGCUCCCUGAACCGCAGGACCAUUUAGGUCCACUUGGAGGCAUUUGGUUCCUCAGUGCCUGUGGAGUCUGAGCUCUGGCCCUACAGAUAUGGGAAGUUCUUCUGGGGGCUCAUGUUCACGAGGCUGUUGUCCCCUGAUCACCAGAAGCAAGCUCGGAGCCCUGCCCCUGGUCUGGCUCCAUAGCUGGAGACUCUGCAACCUCUAAGUCCAAGUCCUAACUGGAGAUGGACUCUGGGGUUAUGACACCACUGCUGCUUGGUUUGGCUUAAUGAAGCAAAAUCCUUCUUUGUGAGGUGCUCUCCGAGGUCCUGGAAAGCCUACCCUCAUUGUUUCCUACAUGAACUGGACUUUCCUCAGCUCCCUGUAGCCUUUUCAUGUGGCUGGGGAAAGGAGAUAUGCUGUAACCGGGCCAGCAUGUGAGCUUGUUGCAUAUACAGUUCAGCGACACUGACAUAAUAUUGUUUCUGUGAUGCAUAAAAUAUAAUGUGCCUGCACUCCCAUCUCACAUGCGGGAUCAGAUGCGUGACAUCCCUUUGUCCAAAUACCAGUGCCAGUUCAUUCUUCUAUAGAUACACAUGGGAGGCCAAUGGGACACUUCAUUACAAUUUCACCAACCUAGAUAACUUCAUGGAUCUUCUUUGGGAAAACAAGCUAUGUCCAGGAUUCGAAUUGAUGGGAAGUCCCUCAGGAUACUUCACUGACUUUGAAGAUAAAAGGCAGGUGAUACAAUGGAAGGACCUGGUUACACAGUUGGCUGAAAGAUAUAUAGAACGUUAUGGAUUGAAGCAUGUUUCUAAAUGGAAUUUUGAGACUUGGAACGAGCCAGAUCACCAUGACUUUGACAACGUAUCCAUGACAGUUAAUGGAUUUCUCAACUAUUAUGAUGCUUGCUCUGAAGGUUUAAGACAAGCCAGUUCUCAGCUGAAAUUUGGAGGUCCUGGAGACUCCUUCCACCCAUUCCCAAAGUCCCCGAAGUGCUGGAGCCUCCUGUGUCACUGCCACAAUGGAACUAAUUUCUUUACAGGAGAGACUGGCAUCCGGCUAGACUACAUUGCCAUGCAUAAGAAGGGAGCUGGGCGGUCGCUGUACAUCUUAGAACAAGAAACUGAAGCAGUGGGACAGAUCCAGAAGCUCUUCCCCACGUUCACCUCUGUGCCUGUAUACAACGACGAGGCAGAUCCGCUGGUGGGAUGGUCCGUUCCGCAGCUGUGGAGAGCGGAUGUCACCUAUGCGGCCAUGGUGGCUAAGGUUGUCGCCCAGCACCAAAACCUGCUGCUUGCUCAAGCCAACAACACCGUCAACUACACUUUGCUGAGCAACGACAACGCGUUUCUGAGCUACCAUCCCUAUCAGUUCACGCAGAGGACCCUGACGGCGCGCUUUCAGAUGAACAACACCAAACCGCCGCAUGUCCAGAUGGUGAGGAAGCCAGUGCUCACGGUGAUGGGCUUGCUGGCUCUCCUAGGAGAGGAGCAAGUCUCUGCCAACAUCUCCAGCCAGGAAUCGGAAGACUCUGACACUCUUGGAGUACUAGCCAGUGUGCACAGACCUCGAGAGCAGCCACCAGACAGCUGGCAGGCCUCCGUGUUGAUCUAUGCCAGCAAAGACAAUGAGACAUCUUCCAACGUCAGUGCUGUGACUCUAAACAUCACCAAUUACCCCAAACGCAAAGGACUUGUGUACAUCACUUACUACUUGGAUAACUACCUGACCAACCCGUAUUUGCAGUGGAGGAAACUGGGAGCUCCAGAUUUUCCUUCCCCGAAGCAACUGGAGCAGAUAAGAGCUGCUGAGGACCCUGUGGUGAAAGGGCCAUUUUCACUCCCAGCAAAAGGCAGCUUGGUGCUGAAACAAGAGCUCCCAGUUCCAUCCGUCUUCCUCGUCCACAUCUGUGCAAAGCCUCUCGCUGCUCCUGAUCAGGUGAAUGGUGUUCGCCUCAUCCGUCUCACAAAGGGACAAGUUUUGGUGGUGUGGGAUGACAGCUGUGUGAAUUCAAAGUGCCUGAAAAAAUUUGAAGUGUUUUUCUCACAGGAUGGAAAAACAUUCCGCCAAAUCAGUGUCAAAGACAGUAUAUUUACAGCAUUGGUCUACAGCCCAGAAACAACCGUCUCAGGGUUUUACAAAGUGCGAGCUGUGGAUUACUGGGGCAGAGCGGGGCCGUUUUCUCUCCCAGUGUACUACAAUGAAGCAUCUUAAGAAAGGCCAAGAGCACCUCAAAGGCAAGCCAGAACUUACAGAAUUAGACUUGCACUUUGUUAGGCUACAAGUCCUUAAAGCAGUGGUUCUUCAUACUCUUUAAGAAAUUCCCCCUCACAGUGCCCAGAACAACUUGACUUCCAGUGUGUCAGAGGAGAAAUGAGGAGAGCGACUGGAAGCCACUCCAGAGCGCCAAAAGUUUUGUUUUCAAGACAUAAAUUUGAAAAAUAAAGUAGCACCCUAAGGCAGGCAACAGAACUGCCUCCCCCCACAACCCAAGGGACGCCAGCUGCUGAUGUAAGCACUUCUUCAAGCCCCUGCAGUAACUAGUUUCGAGAGUCAAAUGGAUUAGAAAAAAAGAAAAGUGAAUGGGCUGGAACAGGGGCCGGCAAACUACGGCCCGCAGGCUGGAUCUGGCCCAAUUGCCUUCUGGAUCCGGCCCGUGAACGGUUCCACCCCCCCCCCAAUUUUUUUCAGGCACCAUUUUUUUGCGACCCCCCCAACUACAUCUCCCAGCAUGCUCCAAGGUUGCUCAGACUUCCGUGACACUGGCCAAUCCAAAGCCUAAGCAAUCUCAGGCCUCCCCUCCACUGGUCGGUUUGAUGCAAGCUGGCGGCCAAUGGUAACCCUUCCUGAGACUCACUGCUCCAAUUGGGGUGAGGCGCAGGGCAGGGCGCCUUGUUGAUGUCUUGCUCCGAGGAGGAGGAGAAGCGAAGGGGCAGGAAGAAGUGGGAGCAGAGAGCCUGCAAGGAGGAAGAGGAGGAAGACUCUUCUGUGCUGCCUGGCGGUGGCACAUUGGCAACAUGGCCGAGACCCAGCACCAGUGGGGUGCCCCCUCCCCAGCCCAGCCCAGCCUGCUCCAUCUGAAUGCGGUGAGUGGAGGUAUCUCAGUCGCUCUGUCUCUGAGGGAAGUAGGGAAGGCGUGUGCCCCAUCUGGUCCACCACAAGUUCUGAGGGACAGUGAACCGGCCCCCCACAGAAAAAGUUUCCUGACCCCUGGGCUGGAAGAAUAGCAUUCUGGGAAAUGUGCUCAGGAGUGGGAAGAUAGCAAGUGCCAAUCUUUUUAAGAAUUUGGUUUUAGAAGUAGGUUUGUAUUUUCUAUGCUUGCGCGAAACAAAAAGUUGAUUAAAGGCACUCAUGUUGAGCUUGGAUGCUACAUGCAAUUUUUGGAAUCUCUCAUUUGAAUAAAGAUCUGCUAUAUAUUU